UAUUGUUUCCCUCACUGUACUCAUCAGCCUCCACCCCCACUAUUGUCUAACACUAUCUACCACUACAACCAACAGCGUUGACAACACAACUCGACAACCUGUACCACCACAACUACCAUCUAACACCCUUGGACUGUCUCACAAAUUGGGUUGGGUGGACGUGGUACUUUGACCCGACCGGUCAGGCUACUUCAAGAAGUUCAUCCAUCCAUAGGCACUCCAUAGUCAACAUAGACAUGAUGCCUUUACCAGCCGGACAGGUUACUCCAGAGACUCAUCCUUCGUAAUUACUCCAGCAGGCCGGUCAGACAACUCCAGAGACCCAUCCUUCAAAAUUGCUCCAGCAGGCCGGUCAGACUACUCCAAAGACUCAUCCUUCCGUAAUUACUUCAGCAGGUCGGUCAGACUACUCCAGAGACCCAUCCUUCCGCAAUUACUCUAGAGACAAUGCACUAAGUAAGGGAUCUUCCGUAAUUACUCACGAGUCAAGGUAACGAACGGCUGCACAUUCAACAAUCAUGGCAAGAUCAAGGGAAAAGUCAAGAUGCUCAAACCUAAUCAGCGUAGUCUGCCUUCUUUGGUCAACCGACCAUGUACUGUGGCCCCAUGUGCUCCAAGUCGGUAAUUGGCAUGUCUAGGACAAGGAAGAGAAUCAAUUAAGAGAAGCAGAACCAAAAAAAACACUUCAAGGAGCAACUUACCACCAGCAAAGACUGACAGUAGCAAGGUUAGUAUAAAAGAAAUUUGAUUUAUUCAGCAGGUUGUAAUUUUUCUUAGUAAAAUCAUUAGAGAAUUAUAGAAGGAAAAGAGUACCAAGUGGUCUAUACUGAAAAUUUGUAACUUAUGCCAACCCCUAUGUAUCUUCUCCUGGUUGAAAAUGUGAGUUCUUUGCAAAGGGCAGAGUUUCAGCCAAAAUCCUUGCUUCAGAGAGCAAUUUGACAUAGCAGUAGCCAGAGGAGUUACAGAUAUCAAAAUAUUAGUUUUUUUCCGAUAGAGAGGAUUCAUUACCCGAACAACCACAUCACCGGUGGCCAAGCAUGGCACAAGAUGACAGGGACUACAUGGAAUGUCUACUUAGAAUUGACACUUCAAAUGGAUGGGAAGCCUCUGUGACUAGAGUUUUGGAAAGCUUUAAAGAUGUACGUUGUGAGAUUAAUCCAUCCCAUGGAUACAUUUUUGUGAAAGGCAAAGCAAAUCCUCAAUCAAUUUUGUUGAAAUUAAACAGGGGUAGGAAGCAUGCUACAAUUGAAUGGAUUAGUUAUGGUUUAAGAGAUCAAGAUCCAUAUCAACAGUUUCAAGACCCUGCAAAUUUCUACAAUUACAAUUUCAUGAGCCAUGAUCCAUAUUCUCAAUAUUCAAGAUAUCCCUAUGAUACUUCUUAUAAUCCAUACUCCUAUGACAUGGCACAAGGUGCUCUUCCCUAUGGAGAUAAUCAUGUUCAUGAAUAUGAUCCUAGCGGACACUGUGAAGGAAGAAACUCAGGUCAAUUGCAUAAUUCUCACUGUUCAGUGCAUUCACAGCAUCAUAAUACUCCAGAGAGCUCACAGAGUGGAGGAAUCUCUCAGAUGCGGAAUCGUUCACCGCCGUCGUUUGAUCCACAAGAAAAUAAUUCACAAGCAAACAACCAACCUGCACCUAAAAAAUCUGCUAUUAGAUCCAUUAAGAGAAUUAUUGGGAAAUGUUUGUGUUUCAUAAACUAAUAAGGCAUUGCAUACUUUGACUUGUUUAAUUAGGAUGUUGUUUAACUUUACAAGUAUGCCACUUUUACUCUUACAGUGAGUUUUAUUUGGUGGUUACAUUUAAUUUUCAUGUUUCGGUUUAGGAUUGUGACUUGUGA
Molecule: messenger RNA, 1837 nt
Organism: Lotus japonicus
Lineage: Eukaryota; Viridiplantae; Streptophyta; Magnoliopsida; Fabales; Fabaceae
Exons: 6
Coding region: 1038-1700 (220 amino acids)
Source: RefSeq, a predicted model, not a curated record